Molecule: messenger RNA, 2309 nt
Organism: Galleria mellonella (greater wax moth)
Lineage: Eukaryota; Metazoa; Arthropoda; Insecta; Lepidoptera; Pyralidae
Gene: Dhr-1
Product: pyrokinin-1 receptor-like
Exons: 5
Coding region: 766-2220 (484 amino acids)
Biological process (GO): neuropeptide signaling pathway
Cellular component (GO): plasma membrane
Molecular function (GO): neuromedin U receptor activity
Source: RefSeq, a predicted model, not a curated record
AUACAGCAUUUUAUUUGAUACAUUGCAAAAAUAAAAUAAAUAUAAAUGAAUGUACCAUUAUAUGCAUAUUUUGUGUACAGCAUUUUUAUAAUGCCGAAUGGUUUUAUUAAAAUCUCGAUUACCUAUUACUUUUUCGCAGAAUCGGACCAAUGACCUCUGAAGUUUAACGAAGCUAAUAUAAAGUCUAAAUAAACGAGUACAAUAUCCGAAUAACUCUAAAAUAUAUACUAUACAAUUCCACGAAGAAAAUAUAAGGGAUGACAGGAUAGUGAUUUAAUGGAAUAUUUUCAUGAUCAUUAAAUCAGUAUUGGACCGAAUUCAAUAGUCGACGAGAUGAAACCGCGAGUACCGGACGUCUGUGCCACGAAGCUAUUGCGGCGUCGUGUCACUCACCGACGAGCCGCGCAUUCGUUUUUAACUUAGCUGUUGUAACUUCAAAUUUUCAGUGCAACAAAUCGUGUUUAAAGUGAGCUAGAAUAUUUAAAUUUUUAUCGUAUAUAGUGUGUUCUAUAAACUUUCAUAACCAUCUAAAAUCAUGUGCCGUGACAUUGCACUAAAAUUUAUAGAAGUGAAGGAAAUGAUAAUUAUAACUAGUGACUAAUAACCGUGAUUAUAUCUUUAAGAACAAGAAGUACAUAUUUUAUAAAACAAUUAUGUCCUAAUGUCAUGAGGAUAUCCAGUAAAGAAAAUGGAAGACUCUACUGAAGCAUUUUUUUUUUGAUAAAACGAUAUGAAAGUUAAUCAAAGUAAUGCAAACAACACAUCAUGGGUUCUACAGAAGACUUUAUUAAUGAAACUACCAAUGGCUCUCUAGUUGCUGACCCAACCCUCAUAUUUGGUCCUCAAAGAGAUCCAUUGUAUAUAGUUCUGCCUAUAACAAUAAUUUACUCACUUAUAUUUGUAACUGGGUUAAUCGGUAAUAUAUUUACAUGCUUAGUGAUAGUCAGAAACAAAAGUAUGCACACAGCUACUAACUAUUACUUGUUCAGUUUAGCAAUAUCAGACCUACUCCUCUUAGUAAGUGGAAUACCCCAAGAAAUGUAUUCUAUCUGGUCCAAAUGGCCUUACGUUUUUGGGCACAGCUUCUGUUUGCUUCGAGGUCUAGCAUCGGAGACGUCUACAAAUGCGAGCGUAUUGACAAUAACUCUAUUCACUAUAGAAAGAUACUUAGCGAUUUGUCAUCCGUUCGUCUCGCACAAGAUGUCCAAACUUUCACGUGCAACACGACACGUGAUGAUGCUAUGGGUAGCCGCCUUCGCAUUUGCAUUACCUCAAGCUCUACAGUUUGGCAUUAAAGAUCACCAGGGUAUCACAAUGUGUUUGCAAACACGUGUCAUAAUCGAACAUUCGUUUGAAUUAUCGACAUUUUUCUUCUUCUUUGCCCCGAUGGUCCUGAUUACAGUUUUGUAUUCACUCAUCGGUUUGAGACUGAGAAAAACUAGUAUAAGUAAAGACAAUAAUGACCAAAGAUUAUUUGAAAGAAGUCGCCACCUGACCCAUGAAGUUCGACGGAAGUCUAGCCAGUCGACGAAAAGAGUCGUCAAGAUGUUAGUGGCAGUUGUAGUAGCAUUUUUUAUAUGCUGGGCACCAUUCCACGCUCAAAGGCUGGUAGCAAUUUAUGGCACCACGGAAAACCACCAGGCGAAGUCCCCAAUACUGCUAAUGGUGUACUCCUUUCUCACUUACAUCUCCGGUGUAUUCUACUACGUGUCUACAUGUAUCAAUCCAAUUUUUUACCAUAUUAUGUCAAACAAAUUCAGAGAAGCAUUUAAGAAUACUGUAAUACAAUGGUGCUGUCAUAAAACUGAAAGAGCAAAUGGCAAACGCUGUUCGUAUACUGCCAUGGCUUUUCUACGUAAUCAAACUUCGUCGGGAACAAUGAACUCAGGUAACUCGCCAAAGAUUGAACUCUCAAAUGGUCACAAGAAAAAACACGACAGCAAAGAUAAUGCUCGUACUUACGAGCAUGAUAUGAAGAAUAAUUCUUGUAAUGAAUGCAAAAGGAUUGCAUCGUUGAACCGUGAAUAUCAUCUACAUAGUUGCUUUGAACAAAAGCUAUUAAAACUACAACCACCAAAAGAAGGAAAAAGGUAUAACUCCCAAACUACGCAGUCAGAUAGAACAGUUUUCGUCAACGAACAGCGACAGACGCGUAAAUUGUGCUGUUCCCAUCAAACUUUGCCUACUGAAGAAACUACGCCUGUCGAUACAACACGAUAGAUCUUACUCAAUAAAGAAGCAGGACAAUGAAUACGGAUAAGUUUCAGUAAAAGCAUGUUUUAUUAUUACUGUCAUCUCAGGUUUUAAAG